GAAAUGUAUUUAAGAUCUGUUCAGUCCGACAGAUUAGGGGACAUUCAGGGCCGAAGAGCUUCACCUCAGAAUCAUCGAUACUAUCAACAUGACGCCUCUCUUCCGAGCUGAUCAAGUCGGCUCACUCAUUCGACCUGCCUUCCUGCUCGAGGAAAGAGGUUCUUUGGGCUUUUACGACAGCAAGUUAUCCGAAGACCAGGCCGCUGCCACAUCUGCCUCUAUCAAAUACGCGGUUCAGAAGCAAAUUAAGCUCGGCAUUAGGCCCAUCACCUCUGGCUAAUAUGAGAGAACUAUUUUCUUCAGCGGCUUGUUUGAGAAUCUUCAGGGGAUGACAGUGAAAGAUGACCUCAGGGUUCCUCAAGACUUCCGACCCAACCUGCCAACCUUCAUCUGGCUAGCUAAGAUGGGA
Molecule: messenger RNA, 409 nt
Organism: Colletotrichum phormii
Lineage: Eukaryota; Fungi; Ascomycota; Sordariomycetes; Glomerellales; Glomerellaceae
Exons: 1
Coding region: 89-280 (63 amino acids)
Source: RefSeq, a predicted model, not a curated record